Molecule: messenger RNA, 843 nt
Organism: Gamsiella multidivaricata
Lineage: Eukaryota; Fungi; Mortierellomycota; Mortierellomycetes; Mortierellales; Mortierellaceae
Exons: 1
Coding region: 1-843 (280 amino acids)
Source: RefSeq, a predicted model, not a curated record
AUGUCCCGCGCACUCCUCUACCCACUCCUCGUGGCAGCAACAGCUUUACUCCUUGCCAGCCAAAUCUCCGCGGCACCCCAGUACCUCCUCAGCAAUCUCGAUCUUGCAGACCCCGCCGCCAUUCAUAACGCGCCUGCAUCUUCCAUAUAUGCUGACAACGUACCUUCCGCUUCCUCACCCAUCCCCACUGUCGCGAGUCAAGUCCUACCCAAACAAUCCAUCUCACUCGGAAGCGAGACCAAUAUCAUCCCCACCACAGGUGUUUUUCCGAAUCUUGUUUUCCAACCUGCCAUCCAGCUCUAUGACCCGAUCGUGAGCGACUUCCAGACUUAUGGGAUGAAUGUUCUUGGUGGUCCAAACGGUCCUCUUGGUUUUGAGGCUGGCAUUUUCCCAGGCGCUAACGCUGUCGCACCUUUUACAGGCGGACCUGCUUCUGGACUUGUUGAAUCUGCUCCCGGAUUUGAAGCUCCCGCCGAAUUCCUACCUGGAACCAUUGGAUCUCUCGCCAAACGCCAACUCGUCCCAACCAUCCCCGCCGUCCCCGGUCCCGCAGGCCGUAGUGCCAGCCCUCCAAACAUCAUCUCUGGCGCACCGAAUGACAUCUCCACCGACACCUUGAUCCAGCCAAUCGUCAAUAUCCAACCGCAUGCUCUGCAGCCCGUACCAGUCCCUGUGAGCACCCCAUAUAAUGUGCCUGUUCCCGUCGGCGUCCCGGUAUCAAGUCCUGGAGCAGGCUUCCGUGGCGACGAAGUCCUUGGAAACACGUGCGAUUGGUACGAUUAUGGCAGCGAAGGGGGUUGCGGUUGGGGCGACUGGGGCGACUGGGAAGAUUGGGAAUGCUAG